GUGGCCAAUGAGACUGCGAGGAAUGAAUGAACGGGCUCCAGUUAAAGGGGGCGGAAGAAGAGGUAGAGCCAGUCCACGGAGAAACAGGGACACUCCGCGAUAAACACAAGGCGAGCCCAGAGAAAUAAAUACUAAAAAACCCAACCUCCUCCUCGGAAACAGCAGCAGCAGCUUUUUGAGAUGCUCCAGCCACUCUCGCCCCUGUGUAACGCAGAGGACACCUAGUAAGAAAAACUAUUUCAUUCUUUUUAAGUGUAUUUUGUUUUUUUGUUUUUUAAAAAACGCAACCAACUGUCGCAGUCAAGAAAGAAGAAGAAGCAGAAGAAGGAGGAGGACGCGAGGAAAACUCCUCUUCUCACAUUUGGAUUUUUGACGCAAGUUAAGUAGAAGUCCAUUCAGAGCUGAUUGUUUGAUUUUUUUUCUUCCUCAUGAGCGGAGCAGCGUUUUUCCAUCACGCCUGAUAUGUUGCGUUUCCACGGUUGGAAGUUGAACCGUUGCUCGUCAGCAUCAUCGUUUGAUUUUGUUUGAACUUAUUGGCUGUCGCCUCCUUGAAGCUUCUGCGCCCAGAUUCAGACGGCAACACAAUUUUUUGGUUCAGUCACACACACACACAAAAACAACAACAACAACAAAAAACACAAUGCUACUGGACGCUGGUCAUCAGUUCCCCGGACUGGGAGUGGGGUCAUUUGCCAGGCAUCACUCAGCGAGCGAGAUGCAGGAGAGAGACUUGAGUUUGGCACAGAAUAGCUUUGUAGACUCGGCACACAUGGGUGCGUUUAAGCUCAACCAUGAGCUCUCACCGGGACAGAGCUCUGCUUUCACCACCCAGGCGCCGGGCUACCCUGCUGCGGCACUGGGGGCUCACGCUGCCCAUGUCACGUCGUAUGCAAGCUCUCCAUUCAACUCCACCAGGGACUUUCUCUUUCGCAGCCGUGGCUUCGGUGAAUCCUCUCCGGCGAGCGGCCAACACACUAUUUUUGGCCCCACGGCGGGAUCCCUCCAUCACUCCCACACAGACACUCAAGGCCACAUUCUGUUCCCCGGGAUCCACGACCAACAUGGGUCCCACGGAUCACCGAACGUCCUGAAUGGGCAAAUGAGGCUCGGACUACCGGGAGAAGUUUUCGGACGCUCCGAUCAGUACCACCAGGUUUCCAGCCCGAGGACCGACCCGUACUCGGCGGCUCAGCUCCACAACCAGUACGGCUCCAUGAAUAUGAACAUGGGGAUGAACAUGGCAGCCCACCACCACCCCGGUGCCUUUUUCCGCUACAUGAGGCAACAGUGCAUCAAACAGGAGCUCAUCUGCAAGUGGAUCGACCCCGAGCAGCUCAGCAACCCCAAAAAGUGUUGCAACAAAACUUUUAGCACCAUGCACGAGUUGGUCACGCACGUCUCGGUGGAGCAUGUCGGUGGACCGGAGCAGACGAACCACGUCUGUUUCUGGGAGGAUUGCGCCCGAGAGAGCAAACCGUUCAAGGCGAAAUACAAACUGGUGAACCACAUUCGGGUGCACACCGGGGAGAAGCCUUUUCCAUGCCCGUUCCCCGGCUGUGGAAAGGUCUUCGCACGGUCGGAAAACUUGAAGAUACACAAGAGAACACAUACAGGAGAGAAGCCGUUCCAGUGUGAGUUUGAAGGCUGCGACAGAAGGUUUGCAAACAGCAGCGACCGAAAGAAACACAUGCACGUCCACACGUCGGACAAACCGUAUCUCUGCAAAAUGUGUGACAAGUCCUACACACAUCCCAGCUCUCUACGAAAACACAUGAAGGUUCAUGAAGCCUCUCCACCAGCAUCAGACUCAUCACCAGCAGCCAGCUCUGGUUAUGAAUCCUCCACACCUCCAGGCCUGGUGUCUCCCACCACCGAGACCCAAAGCAACACCACCCUGUCCCCAGCCUCAGCUGUGCACAACACCACCAGCCACAGUGGCCUAUCCUCCAAUUUCAGUGAAUGGUAUGUUUAGGACUAAGCUGAAAUGAAGCAACACACACUCAUUUCACAGCACUGGACCGUCCGGCAGGAUAUUGGGACACGUGCACACAAGAGGCACACAAACAUUUGUUUAUUUUUUGAUUUUAUUAUUUUGGAUUCACCAGGGAAGAUGACGAUUACCAACAGAGGAAAAUAUGUAUAAUAGUCGAGGUGUAUUUCAUAUUGUAAAUAAUUACUAAAAGCCCACUUUCCCAUUGGUUGUGAUAGUUUGUCAGUCUUUGGUGUAUAGAUGUUCCUUCAAUGGUAGCUAUUUCUCUAACUGGACUUUUAGUGCACAUAUUACGCUAAAAAUUGUACUAUAAUGUUGAAUAUUGUGAUCCUAAGGCAAAUUGAUUGUACUAUACUAAACAUCUAUAAACUGGAAAGAGUGCCAAAGUUAACAUUUAACUCAAACAGACCACAAUAUUAUGCUUGUGAAUGUAUAUUUUAGUUUGCUGGGCUUAACUUGUGAUGUUUUGUGCUUUGCAAGUUUGAAUUGUGAAAUACUAUCUGGAAAGAUUGUGAGGAAAAUAAACGUUGUGCCGUUCGAUUUUAUGUAACUACACCCUUCCUUUUGUAAAUAUCAACUGCCAUAUUUAUCCAUUUGUAAUUAAAUUAUGGUAUUUACUUGCUACAGAUGAAACAGUAUUUAUAAAGAAUGUUUCUUUACUAUAAAUAUGUACAAUUACGAGCUAAACAC
Molecule: messenger RNA, 2680 nt
Organism: Larimichthys crocea (large yellow croaker)
Lineage: Eukaryota; Metazoa; Chordata; Actinopteri; Sciaenidae
Gene: ptprjb.2
Product: zic family member 2 (odd-paired homolog, Drosophila), a
Exons: 3
Coding region: 641-1972 (443 amino acids)
Biological process (GO): regulation of transcription by RNA polymerase II
Cellular component (GO): nucleus
Molecular function (GO): RNA polymerase II cis-regulatory region sequence-specific DNA binding; DNA-binding transcription factor activity, RNA polymerase II-specific
Source: RefSeq, a predicted model, not a curated record